Molecule: messenger RNA, 2109 nt
Organism: Acromyrmex echinatior (Panamanian leafcutter ant)
Lineage: Eukaryota; Metazoa; Arthropoda; Insecta; Hymenoptera; Formicidae
Gene: Amt2l
Product: Amt-2-like protein
Biological process (GO): ammonium transmembrane transport; ammonium homeostasis
Cellular component (GO): plasma membrane
Molecular function (GO): ammonium channel activity
Source: RefSeq, a predicted model, not a curated record
AUGUCGUCCGUUACUAAAGAUUAUUUUUACGCCGAGAACUAUUACGAUUAUGCCGUUCAGCCUCACACAUUCGGCAACUAUACUGCUGUCUCUACCACACAUCUCCAUUGGAAUUCGUUGAUUCGUCUCAUCCUGACAAUUUUGCUGCGCAUCGGCUUUGUUUUCGUCCAGAUCGGCAGUGUGCCGAUUAACAACGUUAAUUUGAUACUCCUUCAAAAUGCAGUUGAUCUGUGUUGCGUUACCGUUAUGUACUUCCUAACGGGCUUCCUCGUUGCCUACAACGGCGACAUCAUUGGUCUGAUCGGCGCGGGUCAUUGGAUCGGUGAUCCAACGAUUGACAAGAACGAAGCGAUCGUUGGAUGGCAGGCAGUGGCAAUCGCAUCGGCGAUUUGCACCACCGCCGUCGCAGGCCGGAUGCACAUAGCAGGAUACCUGCUGGUGAGCAUCCUCUUGUCAGGCCUAAUCCAACCGUUGCUCAUCCAUUGGGCAUGGAUGGGGUGGAUGGCGGAGAACGAAUUGGGUGAAACGACGGUGAUCUUCAAGGAUCAAGCUGGUGCAGCAGUGAUUCACAUCAUCGGAGGACUCUCAGGCCUGAUCGGAUGCAUCGUUCUUGGCAGAAGAAUGUUCAGAUUGAAAGACUUGGAUGAUGCGAAUAUCAUCCCUGACUCUGCCCGGAAUGUUUUCGGAGGUCUACUGUUAAUCUUCGCUGGGCUUCAAGGUUUGUACACGAGCUCGCAUGAGCAUGACAAGUACCGAAUGUUCACACGAGACUCAUCACACGCAUACGUCAACAAUUUGCUAGCCGCGUCCUCGUGCACAUUGAUAAUCGUAGCUCUACACUUCGUCCUCGACCGUGAUAUUUAUCAUCAUUGGACGUUAAUGAGGUGCAUUCAAGGAACGAUCGCCGGCGUGGUAAUAGUGUCGGCUGCACCAAACGAUUAUUCACCGCAAGUAGCUAUCAUAUUGGGCUCCCUGGGAGGUAUCGUGUUCCAUUUCGUCUCCACAUGGAUUUUUCACAGCACCCUGGAGGAUUAUUGCAACGUCGUAGCCGUACAUCUCAUUUGCGCGAUCCUUGGGAGUAUCCUUGCUCCCUUCUGCGCGAUGCGUACAGACGAGGAUACCGUGACGAUAUUAUUGAAUUUCUCUUGGCAAUUAAUCUCUUUGGCUGCAUUGCUGGCUCUAGUUGGCACAGCAAUGUUGCUGAUCUUCGGUAUGCUGGAAUGCUGCGGAAUACUUCGUAAUAGAUCGGAAUGUUUGAAUCAUGCACAGGGCAACACUACUGUCGAUAGAGCUCCGUCAAGAUCGUUUCUGCAAAGGCUUUUCUGUCCUAAUAGUGGUUGCCUUUACCUGGACUCAACUUCUAACACGGGACAUGAUCCGUGCAUUGGUUUCAGAUUUUUGAAAUAUCAAGAAAAGAUAAAUGAACUUGAAGAAGAAAGGCCUACCGUCACGAACCAACAGGACGUGAACAUCAAAAUUGAAGCUGACGUUACAAAAAUUCCAAUGCUGGUAGGAGCAAGAGUAAAGAAAGUGAGACAAGUGCAUACUUUAUCUGGGAGUACUCCGGCGUUAAUAGAAAAUGGAGGUGGUACUGGUGAAUCGAUUGGCAAGGAUCUUUCAGAAAUUGGAGGGAAAAGAUUUCUUGGAAAGGAGAUAAAGUGUACUUUAGAUCCUAUUGAAGAAAUAAAUGAAGAGAUUUUGAAAGAAUUUGAAAUCGAGAAAAAUAGCGUGCAAUUCAGUAUCGAAGAUUGUAAUGCUGGGGACAAAAAUCCAAUCUCGGAAUAUUUUAACGUGUCUGAAGAUCGAAAGGACUUGAACGAAUCGAAUUAUCAGCUUCGAAGGACCAUAAAAUUUAUGAAUUUACAUCAUGAAUUUGUCAAAGAAGAUUUAAAAGUUGUGUUGGGACCAAAUCGCUUGGAUUCUUCAUCUAGCGAUUCAUGCGACGAUGACACUAUCUUUACAAAAACAUCAGACUUGAACGAGUCCAUAAAAGAUAUUGCAAUAAACAAGGACUCAUUGACUUACAGCGCAAAUGUAUUAUAAGUAACUCUAUCAACCAUAACAAGAGAUUCAAUUUAAAUGCGUAGAAGAUAUUGAUAUGUCGAAACA